AUGCCCUCCACUCCCGCCACGCCCGCCAUUCCCGCCACUCCCAACGCCCCCGCCACUUCCGCCACUCCCUUCACAGCAGCUGCGAAGUCGACGGGAGGGCGGGCGGGGAAGAGGUGUGACUGGCGGAUGCUGGCGCUGGCGGCCGCCACUCCCUUCCCCCUUUCCUCUUCGCCCCCACAGCGCCCGUCGCUGUUUCUGCGCCACGGAGCCGCGACGAGGCAGCGUGACGACGGCGGGUCCAUUGGCAGGCUUGCUCGCGGGCUUGUUGGCGGGUUCGUCGGCGGGCGUGCUCACACCGCGCUGGCGGGUCCGUCGGUGGGCUUGCUGGCGCUCUCGUUGGCGGGUCCGACAGCGGGUCCGUCGGCGGGUUUGCUGGCGGGUCCGUCGGCGGUGCGCGGGCGACGGGCGGAAAACGGGAAAGUGCUCACAAGGCGCACUAAGGGGCGCGCCAUUGCGAGCGCUAAUGGUGGGCCCAUUUGA
This is a messenger RNA of Closterium sp. NIES-65, 480 nucleotides long. NCBI's taxonomy places the organism in Eukaryota, Viridiplantae, Streptophyta, Zygnematophyceae, Desmidiales, Closteriaceae. The record is from the annotation of a GenBank genome assembly.